UUGUGAAGUCAAGAUUAUUAGAUCUUAUGACCGGGCAUCGCAAGCCUACUGCACAGCCGAGCUUAUAUCCUGUUAUUUUUCAGUUGCCUGCAUAACCGGGAAGACCUUUCCUGUUCAUAGCUCUAUAAUUAAUUGAAAAGAAUUCUCAAACUUGAGGUUAAGAAUGACCCAGAUGAAAUCAAAGCUUUGUUCCAGAGCCAAUGUGUACACUCAAGUGCCUGACGGAGGAUGGGGCUGGGCGGUAGCUGUUUCUUUUUUCUUCGUGGAAGUCUUUUCCUAUGGCAUCAUCAAGACCUUCGGAGUCUUCUUUAAUGACUUAAUGAACAGUUUUGAUGAAUCCAACAGCACGAUCUCAUGGAUAGUGUCGAUAUGUGUCUUCGUCUUGACGUUUACAGCUCCCCUGUCCACCAUCCUGAGCAACCGCUUUGGACACCGGCUGGUAGUGAUGGUGGGAGGGCUGCUGGUCAGCACCGGGAUGGUGGCCGCCUCCUUCUCCCAGAAGGUUUACCACAUGUACAUCACCAUCGGGCUCAUCUCGGGUCUGGGCUACUGCUUUAGCUUUCUGCCCACCGUCACCAUUCUGUCACAAUACUUUGACAAAAGACGCUCAGUAGUCACUGCUGUCGCUUCUACAGGAGAAUGUUUUGCCGUGUUUGCUUUUGCUCCAGCCAUCACGGCUCUCAAGGAGCACAUCGGCUGGAGACACAGCCUCCUGUUCGUGGGCCUCCUGCAGCUGAACAUCAUCGUCUGCGGGGCACUGCUGAGACCCAUCAUCAUCAGAAGGCCAGUGUCACCGAAAACAGUCACCCACGAAAGCCGGAAAGAAGUGCAAUAUAUGCUUGAAAACGAGAAAACCAGAACCUCAAUAGACUCCAUUGACUCAGGAGUAGAACUAACUACCUCACCCAAAAAUGUGCCUAGUCACACGAACCCAGAACUGGAACCCAGGACUGACCUGCAGCAGACCCUGGUGAAGGCUGGCUCCAAGCCAGGGGACCAGAAAGCCCCGCUGUUGGACUUCUCGAUUUUGAAAGAGAAGAGUUUUAUCUGUUACGCGUUAUUCGGUCUCUUUGCCACCCUGGGGUUCUUCGCCCCUUCCCUGUACAUCAUUCCUUUGGGCAUCAGCCUGGGCAUUGACCCAGAUCGUGCGGCGUUUUUAUUAUCGACAAUGGCGAUUGCUGAAGUUUUUGGUCGGAUCGGAGCCGGGUUUGCCCUCAACCGAGAGCCCAUCCGCAAGAUCUACAUUGAGCUCAUCUGCGUCAUCCUGCUGACCAUGUCCCUGUUCGCCUUCACCUUUGCUACUGAAUUCUGGGGCCUCAUGUCCUGUAGCAUAUUUUUUGGGUUCAUGGUUGGAACUAUAGGGGGGACCCACAUUCCGAUGCUCGCCGAAGAUGACGUGGUAGGGAUUGAGAAGAUCUCUUCUGCCGCCGGCGUCUAUGUCUUCAUCCAGAGCAUCGCAGGGCUGGCAGGUCCACCCCUGGCAGGUCUGAUGGUGGACCAGAGCAAGAUCUACAGCAGGGCCUUCUACUCCUGUGCAGCAGGCAUGUCCGUGGCUGCAGUGUGCCUCGCCCUGGUGAGACCAUGCAAAAGGGGACUGUGCCAGCGUGGGCACUCAGAAGAAGCGCAGGCUGAGCCCCAACGGGGGAAGGCGUUACAAGACAUACCCGAGGACUUUCUGGAAAUGGAUCUUGGGAAAAACGAGCAAAGAACUCAAGUGAAAGUAGAGCCAGUGUAACAGGUUUUCCUGUAACAGCAGCGGCCAUGUUGGCUGGGAAGGGGGUGCUGCAAGGACCACAGGGAGGUAGGGGAGCCGACACCCCCCUUCAGACCUGCAUUUUAAAGGGAAUGUGUAUGCAAACAGCACUACCAACAUUUUUUUCUUUUUGCCCUAAGUUUUCCUUUUUGCUUAUUUUUUUUAAGCCAAAACAAAAAUAACCAAACUCUCUUCUGUGUAUAAAUCUGGCUGUAUUCAGUAGCAAUACAAACUCAUAGAAGAACUCUGGUUCUGAUCCAGUAUUAAAAGAGUGACAAUGAAUUG
Ictidomys tridecemlineatus (thirteen-lined ground squirrel) is the source of this 2038-nucleotide messenger RNA. The record is from RefSeq and is a predicted model, not a curated record. NCBI's taxonomy places the organism in Eukaryota, Metazoa, Chordata, Mammalia, Rodentia, Sciuridae.